AUGGAACUGCUGGCCUCCAACCCGGUGUACGGACUUAACCCGAAUAGAACGGAUCCUGAUACUGACGUGCGACCAGUUAGCAUGGAGCCAUAUGCCGUUAAAUAUCAGGAGGAAGAUGCUGCUGAUGAUAAAGACCAUCGACCAAACAGUAUGGAGCCAUACGCCGUCAGAUAUCUGGACAAAGAUGAUGAUGAUCACAAAGAGGAAGACAGUGCUGAGUACCAUUCAUCAGGAGUGAGAACAAGUGGAGUGUACCAAAUCGACCCCCUCCCCGCUGAUGUGGACGCGUACUGUGACAUGGAUACCGCAGGAGACAACUGGACUGUGAUCCAGCGGCGGCAGGACGGGUCGGUUCCCUUCAACCGGAACUGGGAGGAUUACAAACUGGGCUUUGGGAACAAGAACGGGGAGUACUGGCUGGGGAACGAGAACAUCCACCUCCUGACCAAUCAGAAGAACUAUAGCCUGAGGAUUGACCUUUGCGACUGGCAAGGGGAGUCACGCUACGCAGAGUACAGCACCUUCAGGGUGUCCGGUGAGUCGGACGGGUACCGGCUGCACAUUUCCGGGUAUUCAGGCAACGCGGGAGACGCCAUGGCUCACCACGACGGGAUGAUGUUCUCCACUGUGGACAGGGACAAUGAUGCCAGCAGCAGCCAACAUUGUUCUCAGAACUACGGACAGGCCGGCUGGUGGUUUGGGUGCUACAGCCACGCCAACCUUAACGGCCGCUACCUGGGUGACUGUGGAGACUUCUGUACAGCCUGGAAAGGUGUGGUGUGGAACAGAUGGAGAGGCCAUAUCUACUCCCUGAAGUCUGUGUCUAUGAAGAUCAGGUAA
Molecule: messenger RNA, 840 nt
Organism: Branchiostoma floridae (Florida lancelet)
Lineage: Eukaryota; Metazoa; Chordata; Leptocardii; Amphioxiformes; Branchiostomatidae
Product: microfibril-associated glycoprotein 4-like
Exons: 4
Coding region: 1-840 (279 amino acids)
Source: RefSeq, a predicted model, not a curated record